Messenger RNA from Carlito syrichta (Philippine tarsier), 608 nucleotides. Its product is annotated as E3 ubiquitin-protein ligase UBR3-like. Gene Ontology annotation, molecular function: ubiquitin protein ligase activity. NCBI's taxonomy places the organism in Eukaryota, Metazoa, Chordata, Mammalia, Primates, Tarsiidae. Gene Ontology annotation, biological process: protein ubiquitination; ubiquitin-dependent protein catabolic process via the N-end rule pathway. The transcript has 4 exons. The record is from RefSeq and is a predicted model, not a curated record. Gene Ontology annotation, cellular component: ubiquitin ligase complex; cytoplasm. The annotation marks the transcript as partial.
AUUCUCCUGAGAAUGAUAUUCCUAUGGAGAUCACCACAGCAGAACCACAGGUUUCUGAGGCAGUAUAUGACUGUGUUAUUUGUGGACAGAGUGGCCCCUCCUCUGAAGACCGACCUACAGGAUUAGUUGUACUAUUACAAGCAUCCUCAGUUUUGGGGCAGUGCCGUGACAAUGGUGAGCCAAAAAAGUUGCCAAUCACUGAAGAGGAGCAGAUUUACCCUUGGGAUACAUGUGCAGCAGUUCAUGACGUGAGGCUUUCAUUAUUACAGCGCUAUUUUAAGGAUAGUUCAUGUCUCUUGGCAGUAUCAAUUGGCUGGGAAGGAGGUGUUUAUGUACAAACCUGUGGCCACACAUUACAUAUAGAUUGUCAUAAAUCUUACAUGGAGUCAUUAAGGAAUGACCAGGUUCUUCAGGGCUUCUCAGUGGACAAAGGAGAAUUCACUUGUCCUCUCUGUAGGCAGUUUGCUAACAGUGUUCUUCCUUGCUAUCCUGGAAGCAAUGUGGAAAAUAACCUUUGGCAACGUCCUAGCAACAAAAGCAUACAAGAUCUCAUAAAGGAAGUGGAAGAGCUACAGGGACGACCGGGAGCUUUCCCAGUAAGCAUCAGU